This is a messenger RNA of Culicoides brevitarsis, 1509 nucleotides long. RefSeq lists its product as uncharacterized. Gene Ontology annotation, cellular component: SCF ubiquitin ligase complex. The record is from RefSeq and is a predicted model, not a curated record. The coding region runs from base 69 to 1262 and encodes 397 amino acids. Lineage: Eukaryota; Metazoa; Arthropoda; Insecta; Diptera; Ceratopogonidae. The transcript has 2 exons. Gene Ontology annotation, molecular function: protein binding. Gene Ontology annotation, biological process: SCF-dependent proteasomal ubiquitin-dependent protein catabolic process.
GAAAAAUUUCAACACUCGAAAAGACUGACGGAAAAUCUGAUGAAAAACGACAGGAGAUAACAUAAAAGAUGUGCAACUUCCUGGAAAUGGACGAAUAUGCGAUCGAAAAGGUGCUGGAGUACCUGUCGCAAGCAGAUUUGAUACGAUUAUCGAUGUCAUGCUCCUACCUGAUGACCCUUGUGAACCAAUUUCUCAAACAAACAGUUGGCAAAAAGAGUCUUGUGUGUGCCAAAAAUAGAUCUCCCAUCGAUUUCACAUCCAUUCAACUGCUGAAAAUCCAUCGUAAUUGGCUGGAAGGACGUUAUUUCGAGCAUAUUUUGUUCCGACACAAGCCUCUUUACUUCUCACACAUCCAAUUGUCUCCCACAGAGCUUGUCAAAUCCGUAAAUUUCGAAAUCCGGUGCUACAAGAGAAAGAAAAAUGGCUUUCCUGAGGACAGACCUUACGUUUCCAUCCACAAUCGCGAAGAACAAACCGAAAUUUCGCACUUUACGAAACGCGAUGAUGUCUUGUUCGCUGGUUUGGCAAACGGAAAUUGCCUCACGUACAAUUUUACCGACAAAUCUUCCGUUGUUGAUCGAGUUUUUGGGCCCGGAUCGACGGAAUUCGUGAAUUGCGUGGAUUUCUAUCGAGAUAUUUUCUGUGUGGCGGGCAAGAGAACGGGAAUAAUUUUACGAAUGGAAACGGAACUCGACUGCAUUCAAGCGUUGGAGAAGCAAUUUGAAUUCCAUCAAGGGUUUCAAUGUCUGAAGUUACAUUCGACGGCGAAAAUUCUCGCUGCUGGCAAAUAUCACGACAAAAAACGACGCGCUUUGUGUCUCAUCGACGUCGAAACGGGCAUUUUGGAUGAUAUGGAAUCCGUUACGGCUGCCGUGUACAAUUUAACGUGGAAAGACGAAAAUGUCGUGUUAACAGCGAAUUUUGAUUCAACGAUGAGACUCACGGAUAUCCGAACGAAACGAGAUCAAAUGAUUUUUCAGGAUAUUUACGACUCGUCGAUUUACUGUUUGGACUAUGACGGCAAAUUUGGAGCAGUUUGUGGCAUGAAACAUUUCCGCGUGAAUUUGUACGACCUCAGGAUGCCUCGGAGAUUCGUGCAAAUGUACUUUCCGAAACACACAAACUACAAUAGGUCGCCUGUUUAUGCCAUCGCUUGUGAUAACAGUCAGUUGUACAUUCAAACUGACACGGAUUUGAGGAUUUUGGACUUUAAUAGUGAUCAUGCGAAGCAACGAGACUUUAGUAACAUGAAUAUUUAUUGAAGUUGGCGUGAAAAGGCGCUUUUUUUGAUCUCGUAUCUGUGAUUUUGUGAAAAAAAUUGCAAAAAUUUGCGACAAUUUUGAGAUUUUUGUCAUGAGGCAAGUGCAAUUUGGAGAAAAUGUUUCACAUUAUUUUUAGGAUCUCAUAAAGUUAGGACGUUAAAGUAAUGAAAAAAUUAAAAAAUAAUAUUGAAAAAAAUUUUAGAACUUUUAGUUUGAGUCAAUUUUUUAAAAAUUUCAAUAUUUAUUU